Antechinus flavipes (yellow-footed antechinus) is the source of this 3051-nucleotide messenger RNA. RefSeq names its product serine/arginine-rich splicing factor 7-like. Gene Ontology annotation, cellular component: nuclear speck. The coding region runs from base 306 to 1013 and encodes 235 amino acids. Gene Ontology annotation, molecular function: RNA binding; zinc ion binding. The record is from RefSeq and is a predicted model, not a curated record. Lineage: Eukaryota; Metazoa; Chordata; Mammalia; Dasyuromorphia; Dasyuridae. Gene Ontology annotation, biological process: mRNA splicing, via spliceosome. The transcript has 2 exons.
GAGGAUAUCUCAACAUCAGGGUGCAGCAUAUUGAAUCCUGAACAGGAUCUACCUGAAAGAAUAAGUCAGAAACUGGAAUUCCCCAGAAUGGAAUUUCUCAGCCUUGGAAAUUACCUCCUGAAUAAUUUUGAGUUUGAAAGUUCCCAAAUAUAAGUUUUUCAGUCUUAUAGAAAGAAUAUUUUCUCUACAUUGGGCCACCUGAAGAAGGAAGAGAAUUCCCAAUAGUUGCUGAAACAACCCAGUGGAAGCAAGCAGCACCUCAACCAGUUUCUUAGAAAGUGUAGUGAGCACAAAAGCCAGACAUCAUGUCAUGCUAUGGGAGGUACGGAGGAGAGACCAAAGUAUAUGUUGGCAACCUAGAAACUGGUGCUGGCAAAGGAGAAUUAGAAAGAGCUUUUAGUUAUUAUGGUCCCUUAAGAACCGUAUGGAUUGCCAGAAAUCCUCCAGGAUUUGCCUUUGUGGAGUUUGAAGAUCCAAGAGAUGCAGAAGAUGCAGUUCAAGGACUAGAUGGAAAGGUGAUUUGUGGUUCUCGUGUAAGAGUCGAAUUGUCAACAGGCCUUCCUCGAAGAUCUCGGUAUGAUAGACCACCUGCACGCUGCCCAUUCGAUCCUAAUGACAGAUGUUAUGAGUGUGGUGAGAAAGGUCAUUAUGCUUAUGAUUGUCACCGGUACAGCCGUCGAAGGAGAAGUAGAUCACGCUCUAGAUCUCACUCAAGAUCCAGAGGAAGGAGAUAUUCUCGCUCACGAAGCAGAAGCCGUGGAAGGAGGUCAAGAUCUGCAUCUCCUCGAAGACCAAGAUCUGCAUCUCUGCGUAGAUCUCGAUCUCCUUCAAUCCAAUCUCGAUCUGGUUCUUUGAAAAGAUCAAGAUCAUCCCGUUCAAGAUCCAGAUCCAGAUCCAGAUCUCUUUCAAGACCUAGGAGCAGCCGAUCAAAGUCCAGGUCACCAUCUCCAAAGAGAAGCCACUCUCCUUCUGGAAGUCCUCGCAGGAGUGCAAGUCCUGAAAGAAUGGACUAAAAUGGGGGAGGGGGGAAACCUUUUAGGAAAAAAAGUUAUUUUGUUUACUAUAAGAGAUUUUGUGAUGUCUAUUCAUUUUAAAUGUUACCUAAAAGGGUAUUUGAAUCAUCUAAUAAUCAGAAUGGAUCUGGAUGUUUUAAGAGCUUUAUAAACCUACAUCAGCAAAGUAGUAUUAAUUAUUCACUCACAUACAUACACACACACACACUUAUACAUACACAUACACACUCUCUCUCUCUCUCUCUCUCUCUCUCUUUGAUCUGAAGAUGUAGGAAUUUUCUUGUUGGCACAUUAAGAAUAAAACUUUCUAACUAGAGUGCUGAUUUGUGAUCACUACUGUUAACAUGUAGCUUGGGCAAGUCUCAAAUCUAGAGAGCUUGUUAGGCCUAUUCAGGGUGAGUAGCUAGAUGUGAUAGGUGAUAAAAAUGGUCAUGUUGGUACAUUAAUGAAAUCUUUCACACAUUGAAAACAUAUUUUCCUACUAUAUAUAUUUGAAAGUAGUUUUAGAAAGUUAAAAGAAUCUUAAUUUUUUCUAAUUGCCUGCCAUAAUCUGUAUCUUAAAUUCUUGUUACUACAAUGUUAAAUGCCCCUUGCAGUUAUCAUCACCAGGGGACUAUGAUUGUUAAGACUAAGAUGGCAUGAUAAUUACAGAACAUAAAGUAAAUUUGGGGUAAUGCUGAAGAGUCCAUGACAAGUAAUACCCAAUAGCACAAAUCUGAAUUCUGGAUAGAUUGUAUAAUAUAGCAGCAAAUGUUUAUACAAUCGGAACAUUAUUAGAUGUGUUCAUCAGGUGAAGUGGUACUAAGGAGUGUUUUUCAAAAGUAACUAUUUGGAGACCAUUAGCCCAGGACUGCAAUUUUUUUUUUUAAGUUUUUGGGUGGGGGUGGAGGGUGAUUUGGUCUUUUUUUUUUUUUUUUUUUUUUUUUUUGUAAUAUGUACAUUUUAGUAAUAUGUUAAAUUUUUUGAAGUUGGCCAAAAAUGAGGGUAUGUUUUAAGAUUUGAUUGGGUUGAGGACUAAGUGUAAACCAUCUUUGCAAAAUGGUUCUUUUUCCGGGUUAAGCACUUUUCAUCUCUCACAUCUAUUUUUGUAUUAAUUUUAUCCCUUCCUACCAAAAAGGGAGAUUUUGGAAGGCCAGUGCAGAGUAUUUAGAUAUAUUAUUAAUUCUAGAACAAAUAAAAACAUGGUUCGUACACAACAGUACAUUUACUUUGUUAACAUUUGAGUUGCCUCUUGGAUCACUAAAAGAACUUAAAUUUUUCAUAGAAUCCAAUAAUGUUCCCCAAAACUUGAAUAUAUGUUAUCCAAAUAUCCUGUCACCAAAAGGCACAUGUGAUAUCUCUCUUUGAAAAUACUUAUUUGCCAGUUCAAGUUUUGGUACAAAAAUUGUAACUUUUGAAGACCGUGAUUUUCCAGUGUACAUGAUACUGAUAUCUGCCAUAAGUUUUAAAUAUAGCAGGUAGCAGGUCAACAAUUUAAGUUUCUUAGUUCAUUUUUUCAAAUGCCUUAACAUACCUAAGAAUUUUUCUUUAACAUGCUAAAAUUAUUUUAGAGAACAUUUUUGUUUGAGAAUUUGAAUAUUGAAUGAAGACUGUGAUUUGCUAUGGAAACCACUUGGAAUGUACUGGUUUUUCUGUUGUACUGGUUUAUCUGUUGUAUUUUAUAAGUUUAAUUGUUCUGUAGUAUAUUAAAGCAAAUUUGCUCUAUAAUAAGUGUGCAGAAAUUUAAAAAAAAAAAAAAAAGAGGAGGAGGAAGAGGACUAUCAAAAUCCCUGCAACUGGAAGAUUGGAACCAUGUCAUAGGUGGGUGCAUAAGAGAUUGCCAACCCUGUAUCCUAGUCCUAUAAGUUAACUUAAACAGUGAAGGUCCAAGGUACAUGGUGCAUAUUUGUUCAGUAGUCCCCAAAGUAUAUAAAACCUUCAAGAAAAUCUAGUGGAUUAUUUGAGUACUUUAUGUUUCUUUAAUUGUUUGUGGAUGCCUGAGUUCUUUAUGUCUUAUACAUUUUCUAUGGUGAGUGAAAUAAAGGCUUCUUUAUACCCA